Molecule: messenger RNA, 702 nt
Organism: Drosophila subpulchrella
Lineage: Eukaryota; Metazoa; Arthropoda; Insecta; Diptera; Drosophilidae
Gene: tomboy20
Product: mitochondrial import receptor subunit TOM20 homolog
Exons: 1
Coding region: 112-561 (149 amino acids)
Biological process (GO): tRNA import into mitochondrion; protein import into mitochondrial matrix; protein targeting
Cellular component (GO): mitochondrial outer membrane; mitochondrial outer membrane translocase complex
Molecular function (GO): transmembrane protein transporter activity
Source: RefSeq, a predicted model, not a curated record
GGGAACACACACUUUUGAGCAUUCGAAAGGGACAGACUUGUUGUCCAAUCGCCAGCAUCAGAAAUUUUUACAGACUAAAAAUCGUAAGGCCCAGAAAACAAAAUUCGAGAAAUGAUUGGAGUCCCGGGAACUUUCAAGGUUUUGGCGGCCUUGUCGGGAAUGUUGUUCAUGGGCUAUUGUGUGUAUUUCGACAAGAAGCGUCGCGGUGAUCCGGAGUUCAAGAGGAAGUUGCACGAGAAGCGCCACCAACGCACCUUCCGAGCCCUGAAAACCUCGAGAUCAGCGACUCACAUGAGCAACAAGGAGAUCGAGUUGUACUUCCAGAACCAGAUCCAAAGGGGCGAGGGCCUCAUCACCAACGGCGACAUCGAGGGCGGCGUGGACCACCUUAUCAAUGCGAUCCUGGUCUGCAGCCAGCCGGGAAAACUGCUGCAGGUUCUUCAGAACACCCUGCCCAUGGAGGUCUUCACCAUGAUGUUGAUCAAGAUGCAUGCCUACGAGUCCGCCGAGCGCAGUUCUCCCGUUUUGAUGGACGAGGAAGGUGUCAGUGCCCUCGAAUAGGAAUGGUAUUCCAAAAUUAAGGGUCCCUGAAUUUUUUUUUGCCGAGCAAAUGGAAAACUUUCCUCUGACGGCAGUCUACAGUAGCGAAGUACAUUCUUUGGUUCAUGUAUCUCGGACAAAUACAUACAAUGUAUACUGGUA